AUGGAUUCUAAGGAUUUUCGAUCCAUUUUGGAGAGCGCGGGUGUAGACAUUUGGAUGUUGAUGGAUGUCGCCAUCGAGGUGGCGUCUGCUGACCACCGUGAUGAAUUGAGGCGUCGAAGAGAUGGAAUCGUGGAGCGCCUCUAUGCGACUUCCGUGUCAUCAUCGCGGUGUCGAAAUUGUGAUGCCAACGACGUUAGAGAAAACAAGAUGCAAAGCAAUCCCUCUGCGGAGGAGGAAAAGGAUACUGACGAAGUCUUGUUAGACGAUGAACGAAAGAAGAUUCUAGAGAUUAAAGAACAACUUGAAGAUCCUCUCCAGUCCGAAGAUUCGUUGGUGGAGCUGUUGCAGAAUCUAGCAGACAUGGAUAUUACAUUCCAAGCCUUAGAAGAGACUGACAUUGGGAGGCUCGUGAAUCGGUUCCGAAAGCAUUCUUCUAAUGACGUUAAGAGACUGGUGAAGUUGCUCAUCAGGAAAUGGAAGGAAAUUAUAGAUGAAUGGGUGAAGUUGAAGACACCGGGAGAAGGAAGUACUACUGUCAUGGCUGACGAGGACUCGCCACAAGAGAAAAUCAUACAAAAUGGGCAUCGUCAGAUUCCCGAUUAUGCAAACUCGCCAAAUCCACACAAUGAGAGUCUAGGGUCAGAGCACACCAACAUUGAACCUCAACAACGAAAACCAAAAGCAAUUCCUCGCAAAGAAUCUCCCCUAAAACCAUCGCCAUCAGUUACUACUCCUACUCUUGCACCUCAAAACGUAUUGAUAUGA
Messenger RNA from Sphenostylis stenocarpa, 765 nucleotides. The record is from the annotation of a GenBank genome assembly. NCBI's taxonomy places the organism in Eukaryota, Viridiplantae, Streptophyta, Magnoliopsida, Fabales, Fabaceae.